AUGGUAGGGAUGGGAGGUAGUCAGCGGACGUUCUCUGCCAAUUCUAACGACUAUAAGCUUCUCGAAGAGGUCGGUUAUGGCGCCAGUGCUACCGUUUUCAGAGCGAUCUAUCUUCCGACCAACGAAGUCAUUGCUGUCAAGUGCUUGGAUCUCGAUCGAUGCAAUAGCAAUCUGGAUGACAUACGGAGAGAAGCUCAGACCAUGAGUCUGAUAGACCAUCCAAAUGUUAUUAAGGCUUUUUGUUCAUUUGUCGUUGACCGAAAUCUCUGGGUGAUCAUGCCCUUUAUGGCCGAGGGUUCUUGUUUACACCUUAUGAAGAUAGCAUAUCCUGAUGGCUUUGAAGAAGCUGCUAUCGGUUCAAUUCUGAAAGAAACUCUUAAGGCCUUAGAGUACCUACACCGUCAAGGGCACAUUCAUCGAGAUGUCAAGGCUGGAAACAUACUGUUGGAUACCAAUGGAGUAGUAAAACUUGCCGAUUUUGGUGUGUCAGCAUGCAUGUUUGAUACUGGUGACAGGCAACGGGCGAGAAAUACUUUUGUGGGAACUCCUUGCUGGAUGGCACCUGAAGUGUUACAGCCAGGAAGUGGAUAUAAUUCAAAGGCUGAUAUAUGGUCCUUUGGUAUUACGGCCUUGGAGUUAGCUCAUGGUCAUGCACCUUUCUCAAAAUACCCACCAAUGAAGGUGCUUCUUAUGACCAUACAGAAUGCCCCUCCAGGACUUGAUUAUGAUCGGGAUAAAAAGUUCUCCAAGUCUUUUAAAGAAAUGGUUGCUAUGUGCCUGGUGAAAGAUCAAACAAAGAGGCCGACUGCAGAGAAGCUAAUGAAACACUCAUUUUUCAAGCAUGCAAAACCCCCGGAGCUAUCUGUAAAGAAGUUGUUUGCAGACUUGCCGCCACUUUGGAAUCGUGUAAAAGCCCUUCAGCUUAAGGAUGCGGCACAACUAGCUCUGAAAAGAAUGCCUUCAGGUGAACAAGAAGCUUUAUCACAGAGCGAGUACCAGCGAGGAGUUAGUGCCUGGCACUUUGAUAUUGAGGAUUUGAAGGCUCAAGCAUCAAUGGUUAGAGACGAUGAUGAGAUGUUCGAGACUAAAUAUGAAGACGAAAGCUUGAAAUCCGAUGGAAGGGAUAAGGCUUUAACCAACGGCCAACCGCGCCUGGUGAAGCAUUAUUCGACUAGCGAGAUUUCACAGCUGGUGUCUACAACUGAAGCAUUGCGAGCUGAGAGCAUGAACCAGAAGGGCAAGUCUCUGGAAAGUGAUAUAGUAGAAGUAGCCUACCAGGAUAAACUUGGGGGCAACAGAAAUGGCUCUAGCCCUGACUCGAAAGCAUCGACCUCAGAAAAUGAUGUGGUGCAGUCCAAGGCUAAACCAAUCAGAAGUCGCCAAAAUCACAGUGGGCCACUCAUGCCUGGUAAUGCAUCCAGUCAUUCAUCCGAAAAGGGUCGGGUUUCAGAAAGGUUUGAGAGUGAAACUCAGCCUGCAAAUGAAAAAGUCACGAGAAAAGCUCCUAGCUUUAGUGGUCCUUUGAUGCUCCCAAACCGAGCUUCUGCAAAUAGUUUGUCAGCUCCCAUAAAGUCAUCUGGAGGAUUUCGAGAUUCUCUAGAUGAUAAGACUAAGGCUAAUCUGGUACAAAUCAAAGGGCGGUUCUCUGUGACAUCAGAAAAUUUGGACCUUGCAAAGGAUGUUCCUUUAAGUACAGUUCAACGUCGAUCCUCCCAGACAUCACCACUGAGAAAGUCUGCUAGUGUGGGUGAUUGGAUACACGAGGCCAAACCAAUGCCUGUGGUCCAGUCACAAAAAGAGGUUAGUGGCGGCAGUAAUUUACCUGCAUCACAACUCAUGACUCACCUCCAGAAUCUUUUUCAGCAGAACUCAAUGCAGCAGGAUCUGAUCCUCAAUUUGUUGAAUAGCUUGCAACCAGCAGAGGGCUCGGAUGCCGUGCAAAAUGGCAAGUUGCCUCCAUUGCCUCGAACUGCAGAGAAUAAUGGGACUGUUGAUGCAGCUGUUUCUGAAAGAGAACGGUUAUUGUUGCUAAAGAUCUCCGACCUUCACUCUAGGAUGUCCGGUUUGUCCGAUGAACUGAAUGCUGAAAAGCUGAAAUACGAGCAACUGAAGCAGGGGUUCUCUAGGACCGCCGGAAGAGGAAGACGUGGAGUAUUGAUAUGCCGGGCGGAGCUGCCUCAGGAGGCACCUUACGCGGCGGCUAUCGGCGCCUGUAUGCUGAGUUCGCUUCUCUUGCCCAGCUCUUAUCCUCCUUCCGAUCAGGAAUCUGAUUCCGGAAUGGACACCACUGAUACUCGCUUGACGGUUAUGGGGAUCAUUAGUUUCGUUCCCUACUUCAAUUGGCUGAGUUGGGUGUUUGCGUGGACUGACACUGGGAAACGCCGUUAUGCAGUCUACGCCCUUGCCUACCUCGCUCCAUUUAUCAGGUCGAAUCUGUCACUCUCACCGGAGGAUUCCUGGCUGCCUAUUGCUAGUAUUUUUCUCGGCGUCAUUCAUGUUCAGCUGGAAACAAGUAUUAAGAAUGGAGAUAUUCAAGGAUUUCAAUUGUUCAGUGAAGUUUCAAAGCUUCUUUCAUUCACAAAGGAAAAGAGAGAGAAUGAUAUCGUGGAUGGCGAGAGACUACCCAAGGGUAGGAAAGGGCAUGGAAACCUGCCAACUGAUUUUGGUGGGAGGCGGGAUACUGUAAAGAAGAAGAAGCCCUCUGAACAUCAUGAUGACUCACACGGCGACUGGGACUAA
Messenger RNA from Linum trigynum, 2739 nucleotides. Lineage: Eukaryota; Viridiplantae; Streptophyta; Magnoliopsida; Malpighiales; Linaceae. The record is from the annotation of a GenBank genome assembly.